Messenger RNA from Melampsora larici-populina 98AG31, 1194 nucleotides. RefSeq lists its product as uncharacterized. Gene Ontology annotation, molecular function: sequence-specific DNA binding; histone H4R3 demethylase activity. The transcript has 8 exons. Gene Ontology annotation, biological process: negative regulation of gene expression; positive regulation of translational termination; protein hydroxylation. NCBI's taxonomy places the organism in Eukaryota, Fungi, Basidiomycota, Pucciniomycetes, Pucciniales, Melampsoraceae. Gene Ontology annotation, cellular component: cytoplasm; nucleus. The record is from RefSeq and is a predicted model, not a curated record. Bases 1 to 1194 code for a protein of 397 amino acids.
AUGGACGUUCUGUCAACGCCUCCAGACUAUAAAAGCUUUUUAGAAAAGUACCUUUUUCCUAAUCGACCCUGCUUGAUUCGCCGAGGCUUGAUUGACGAUUGGGCGGCUUUCCAAUCAUGGACUUCAACUCAUGACGGAGUGAGCUACCCAAACUUGGCAGAGCUGAAAACCUCUUAUGGACAUCAAUUUGUCUCGUGUGUCGAGUCUGAGGCUGGCGAUGUGCUAUCAACCUCGAGCGGCGAUGAGUACGCAAGUACUCAUCGGUGCAUACCCUUCAGUGAAGUCAUCGAGCGAUGGGAAAGAUACCUUUCUGCUGAUAUGCCCAAUCAGCCAAGCACAAAAUUUUAUGUCAAAGAUUGGCAUCUACCCAAGAUCGUGGAAGGGGCCGAUGAUAAUCCUCGCUCAUUAUACUCUACACCGGAAAUCUUUCAAGAUGACUGGAUGAAUGCCUAUUACACAGCCCGGACCCAAGAUGAUUUUCGUUUCGUUUAUAUCGGUCAAGGGGGUACUUAUACUGCAUUCCACUCAGACGUUUAUGCAUCGUAUUCGUGGUCAGCCAAUAUCCUCGGUCAAAAGCGUUGGAAUCUUUAUGAACCCGGUAAGUCGGACCCCAUCACCAUCAUUCAAUCGGAACGUGAAGUUAUAUUUGUAAUGAAUAUGGAACUUAAACCGAGCGGUUGGAAACAUGAGGUUGAAAACUUGUCUCCUCUUGUGAUCAGCAUCAAUCAUAACUGGUGCAACUCUGUAAAUCUACAUUUUGUGUACGAUGCUCUUGCCCAGGAUGUCGAAGAUGUGGAAGAGUCUAUUAGCGACGUCAAAGAACUCUUGCAAAAAAAGCCUCGAUCCUCAUCUGAUCCAGUGUGGCAAUCUGAGUGGAUUCAAGUAGUACAAGACAUGGUCCGACAGCACGCUGGAUGGGACUGGACGACGUUUUGGAGGAUGGUCCAUUUUGUCAUACAGAAUACAUUUGGAAAUGCCGCUACCUCACUCCAAGUGAGAUUUGCUAAUGUGUCAAUCCUCUCUAUUUGGCUACUGCGACCCCAAGUCGUCAAAAGUCCAAUCGCCCCCACCCAAGAAUUCAUAACACAACAAGUUCAGUAUUGCAUUUCCAAGUUUGAGAAAAGGUCCCAACAUGAAUAUGUGAAAGAACUCGAAACGCUCUUGAGCGAAAUAAAGCUUUCCUUGCGCAAUUGA